GCUCUUGGAAACCUAUUGGGCUGUGGGACUGAGGUCGGAAAGACAACAUUUAUUAAAAUGGCAUUUUACAAUGGAAUAUACCCUUUUUAUCCCCAAGAAAGAAUGCCAUAUGUUUUCAGUGUGGAUUACAUCAUCAUCAUCAUUGUCUUUUUGGUGUUUGCUUUGGCUUUUGUCCUUAUUGUGCUUGGAAUAAGAGGGAAAGCGAGGAUUUCCUGGUCGUGCAGAAUUUUAACAAGUCUGUUCAUUGGGUCUGUAACUGUGGCUGUUAACUUCACUUCAGACUGGGAAGUUGGUUCCGUCAAUACUACAACUACUUACAAAUCGUUCAGUAAUGCUGUGGUGAAUGCGGACGUUGGACUACAUGUUGGACUCAAAGGCAUUAAUGUCACUCUUAGAGGAAAGCCGAUCCAUCAGAUCAAUGAAACUAUAAAUUACAAUGAACAAUUUAUUUGGAGUUUUGGACAAGAUUUCAAUGAAUAUUACAAAGAAGGACUUAAAAGAGGACUCCCAAACCCAAUCUUAUAUGUGGCAGAAAAAUUUACCCAAAAUAACCCAUGUGGAUUGUUUGCCCAGUAUAGAAUAUCUGGACAUUAUGCUUCUGCAUGUAUGUGGGUGGCAUUUUGCUCAUGGAUUAUCUCCAAUGUUCUUUUUUCUAUGGCGGUAUUCAUAUAUGGAGCUUACAUGAUCCUCCUGACAGCAGCAUUUAUGAUUUUCUCAUUAGUUUCUUUUGCAACUGUAAGAAAUGUAGCAUUUUGUGGCAUACAGUUUGGAAAGGAGUCUCUGAAAACUGACUUUGCAGGAUCUUUUUGGCUCACUUUGGCAACAGGUCUCCUUUGUUUUUUUAUUGGGGUGACAUUAAUCAUACUGAAUUAUUUUGUUCCUGAGAAACUGAAGAUGUUUUUUAACAUGACUGAUGAAGAAGAAGAGGAAGAUAGGCCUUUAGAAAUAUACAGCAAUAAAAGCUGCAUACAUAUUACAGAACAAAAUCCUGUGUAAUGGUGUAAAUAUAUGGUGGGACUUUCAACAAUCCUACUGACAAAUGAAGAGCUUCUCUCAAUUCAAUUAUGAAACAGGGCCCUGGGACAGUACGAUUCCAUGGAGCCAACUCUAACAUAUUGCAUUCCCAAAAAUCAUAUUUAAGGUCACAGGAAGGGAUCACAUGAAAUCUCUAUAGACUGCUGGCUGGGAAUCUCGACAUGGUACAGCUUUACCUGUUACUGAUUGCUUCAUUCAACUAUAAAAUGUACUUUUCAGUUGCUGAUGUUAUCACAUUACAUGAAAUGGGACGCUCCCUCUGCCAUCAGUGAUAAUACUCCAGGAACCGAGCCUGCCUGUGUCUCAAAUACCUCUGCUACAUGUCCUAAUCUGGUCUUCUACAUCACCCAGAAAAACAAACAAUUUGUUCCUGCUGUGCAGUGAAGGCAAAUAUGCAAAUGACAAGAAGCAAGUGGCCAAUUGAAUGUACCUCUGCUGAUUUGUGACUCAGCAUAUCUAGCAUGCUUCUAGAAAAUUAAUUAUGACAUUUUCCCUUGUAAAGAGCUAUUGAAAAUGAGGAAGAAGUCCAUAAUAUUGCAUACUUGAAAUAAAUGCUCUCUGGAAGGGCUACUUGACUAAAAAAAAAACAUUGUUAGUUUUGCACUGUUUUCAAAUGAAAGAUUCAGUAAAAGUUAAUAAAAUAAAUAUUAAUUUAAUCAAAUCAGACUUUUUAGAGUUUUAAUAUUAUCUACAAGUGUAUAUGAAUAAAGU
This is a messenger RNA of Spea bombifrons (plains spadefoot toad), 1746 nucleotides long. It is a transcript of the gene DUOXA2, whose product is annotated as dual oxidase maturation factor 2. Gene Ontology annotation, biological process: protein transport. The transcript has 7 exons. Gene Ontology annotation, cellular component: endoplasmic reticulum membrane. The record is from RefSeq and is a predicted model, not a curated record. NCBI's taxonomy places the organism in Eukaryota, Metazoa, Chordata, Amphibia, Anura, Pelobatidae. Bases 58 to 996 code for a protein of 312 amino acids.